UGAAACUAAGCGACUUUUUCUUUUUCAGUGAAAAGUUAGAGAUCUGUCUUGAAUUUAAUAAAGCAUUUAGUUGGAAAGUUUGAGGCAGGAUGCUGCUACUGUUGUACCUGCUCCUUCUCGGGGGAGCGUCCAGCUCAACUGUACCAUCAACGACGAUAAUUGUACCAUCAAUGACGUACCCUCCUGAGUUCAACACGUGCUCCAAGACUCCUGUAAACGUCCAGUUCCACUCUUUCAUUGCCGGUAAUGUGGUGUACAAGCGGCAAGUUGUGAGCGCUGAUGAUCAACUCUGCAUGUCGUCGGUGGCUGUGAAGCUCAACACCACCAAGUUCUCUGACUGCGCAAAGAUCGCGGCUUCUGAAGCGUUCAAUUCGUUUUACUUUGACGAUCAAAAUGAGUGUUGGGCUUCGAACUACUGGGUGUCUGAGGCAACAGUGGCGUGCUCAGGCCAGGGUGUGGUCGUCUACUUCUCGGAUGUCAGGCUGUCUAAUUUCACCUUGCCUACUCCUACAAUUACCGAGUUUACUGUCACUGACCCGAAACUUGGAGAAUCGUUCACCGUCAACUACGUUGCCCCUUGCUCGAAGUUCUUCAACUUUACUCUCAAUUAUGGAAGCGAAAACCUUGGGCUUGUGAUGUCUGGCCAAGUUAUUCCAUACGAUGUACCUCCCUGCACAACAAUGACUUUCACCCUAACACCUUCCUUUGGAGAGACAUCAGGGGCGCCUGUGAACGCAGAUUGCAUUACACCUGAUGUUCCAGACGUGGACAAUCUCAGCAUCGACACCUUUGUGUUUACCACGUCCUUCGUGGUGCACUUCACACCUACAUGUCCUGAAGUUUUCACCUACAACUUGUUGAAGGACGGUUCUUCCGUCCAACCUGAUGUGCAACCAGACGCAUCGGUCUCGUUCGCCGUACAGCCAUGCACCACGUACUCCACCUUCACUCUGCAACCUGUGAACCCGAACGGGACAAAUGCCGGAACUGCAAUUCCUGUUCCUACCGUGACAACUCCUAAAUUGUUGGUAUUGAAUGCUGCCACGGUUGUCAAUGUAACGAUGGCUGAAGGACUCAAAAUACAUGUGGACAUGUACGACCCUUGCUCACUUGUUAGCGGCAUCGAGGUCCGCACGCCCAGCUCAUCCGCAACACCCAUCAUCCAUCAUCCUUCGUCUCUUGACAUCGUCGUCAGUUGUUCACAGACGGACGACUUCAGUUCGUUCACAGUCACUCUUCUGACAACCGAACCAUACACUCCGGUGCAAACCAAGACCGUCUCCAACGUCGAUAAUCUGUUAGAUGGCAUGACCAUCACUCCAUUUCCGGCUGUGGGCAAGUGCUACGCAUAUGAAGAAACUAAUGUCACUCAAACCGCGGCCAAAACCAAAUGCGAGAACCACUGCUUGAGACUGAUCAACUCUCGGGAAAUGUACUUGCUCUACCGCAACAUUCCGGCGUCUAAUCGCUCGCAAUCCCGGGCGCUGUCUCGGCGCGCCUCCUUCAAGCUGGAUAAGGAGAAACUGGAGCAGCUGGAGCCUGGCGAGCUGGUGUGGCUCGGCCAGCACUACAUGGAGGCUCACGAUGAGGCCAGGAAAGAGAUCAAAGAACUCGAGCGUGGGCCCUUCGAUAUGAUCAAGCGCGGGCCCUUCGAUAUGAUCAAGCGCGGGCCCUUCGCUACGAUCAAGCGCGGGCCUUUCGCUACGAUCAAGCGCGGGCCCUUCGCUACGAUCAAGCGCGGGCCCUUUGAUAUGAUCAAGCGCGGGUCCUUCGAUAUGAUCAGGUAA
Hyalella azteca is the source of this 1787-nucleotide messenger RNA. RefSeq lists its product as uncharacterized. Bases 90 to 1787 code for a protein of 565 amino acids. NCBI's taxonomy places the organism in Eukaryota, Metazoa, Arthropoda, Malacostraca, Amphipoda, Hyalellidae. The record is from RefSeq and is a predicted model, not a curated record. The transcript is spliced from 10 exons.